Messenger RNA from Acanthoscelides obtectus, 1256 nucleotides. The record is from the annotation of a GenBank genome assembly. Lineage: Eukaryota; Metazoa; Arthropoda; Insecta; Coleoptera; Chrysomelidae.
CUUUAGUUGACUCUUUUGACGAUAAAAUCAAGCUUUUGGCAUUCUCUAUGGAGCCAUCAUCAGGAUUCUGAAAACACAAUUGUGAUGCUAGCAAAGAAAACAGGACAGAUUUAAAAUGUCAGAUAACUGACUCGUCGGUAAGGUUGCAGCCACAAGGCGUUUCAGAAAGAACCUAGAGAAGAUCGAACUUGUGAUUAGUAUAAAAACAAAAGGACGGGGACAUUGGGCUUGUUGAAAAACGACAGAUACCUUCGUUAAAAGUUAAGAAAAAAUAAAAAUUAUAUCAAUACACCCGAACAAGUUAAAAAUAUUACACGUGGGGAGACAUUUUGUUGAAACAAUCGGAUGCAGUCCCAGCCUUCUACUACUGCUACACGUGGAGAAGGGGAAGCAGUGCUGCCACGCUUCUACCCACCAAUGUCGGUAGAUCUCAAAAAAUAAAUCGGUAUUUGAGCAAUGGAAAACAAAUACUUUAUGAAGCAAUGAAAAACAAAUACUUUAUGAAUAAAUAUAUUUUAUUCAUUACUGAUCAGUUUCGGGUAUCAGAAGUACACAAAGAAUCUAAAUAUACAUUGUUAACGUAAUAAAACAAGAACAACAGAACAAUAUAAAUCGAUAAUUAUUAAGUUGUUUAGUCAUUUUCACUCUCUUCAAUACCUUUUAGUGUUUUAUUAUCCAUUUUUAAAAUAAGUUCUUUGCUUAUUUUAAAAUUGAAACACUUAUUAUUACCUAAGUACUGUUUAGUAUGUACUAAUCCCGUAAUUGUCUUUGUAUUUAAAGAAUUUCUUUGUUUCGUUUUCAUUAGGUUAAUUUCUGAGAACCUUCUUUCAACAUUGGCGGAAGAAUGGGGUAAACACAAUAUAUUAAAAGCGAAUUGGCUUAAAAUUGGAAACAAAGGCGUAUCGUCACCUAAGCGAUAUUCACUUACUUCCUGCCAAAAUGUCUCGACUUGAUUAGAUAAUUUUACAAUAUCGGUAUUACGCAAAAGACGCCAUUCGUUAUCAAGUGAUUGAAGCGCUUCUUCCUUAAUUAAGUUUGGAAAAAUCCUGGCCACAUCUGAAAUAGAAGGUAUAACUCCUGUUUUGACAUUUACGGGAUCGAGAAAACUAAACAAUUUAAUUGGAUUAUUUUUAAGCGGGAAACGAGUAAGGAUUUGAUCACAACUUUCAAUAUAAAACUCUAAACAUCUAAGCCUAAAAAAAUGUAUUUGCUCGCUGGAUAUUGUAAUUUCUGAUAAUGUUUUUGCCACAUUAGCU